Molecule: messenger RNA, 739 nt
Organism: Sebastes umbrosus (honeycomb rockfish)
Lineage: Eukaryota; Metazoa; Chordata; Actinopteri; Perciformes; Sebastidae
Gene: slirp
Product: SRA stem-loop interacting RNA binding protein
Exons: 4
Coding region: 89-391 (100 amino acids)
Molecular function (GO): RNA binding
Source: RefSeq, a predicted model, not a curated record
CUCCUGAUUGGCGCAGCUCAUCUUCACCCAGCCUUGCGUCACCCGUCGCAUUCAUUUUACGUCAUAGGUCAGAGACCAAGGACGAAACAUGGCGGCGCAGACCAAGAAAGUGUUCGAGGUGUUCGUGUCUAAGAUACCAUGGACUCUAGCCGGCAAGGAGAUGAGGGAGUACUUUGGACAGUUUGGAGCAGUGAAGAAGUGUCUUCUUCCAUUUGAUAAAGAAACUGGCUUCCACCGAGGCUUCUGCUGGGUGGGAUUCUUCUCAGAGGAAGGACUGAACAAUGCACUUCAGAAAGACCCACACAUGCUGGAGGGAGCAAAGCUCCAGGUUCAGAGGAACAGACGGCCAUUUGCAGGGCAGAGGUCAAACAAAGAGAGUGAAGACGACUGAAGCUCUGUGAUGCUUCUGUGUGGAUGAGACGGACAAACGUGCGCUAUUGUUUUUCUCCAGCCCCGAUUCGCAAAGACUGCCUCAGCUCUCUUGAUAUCUGCAAUUGUGUUGGGUCAUGAGGACGAUUUAGAGCAGUAUAGCAGGGUCGGUGUAUGGAUUUCCUUUUGUUACACAUUCAGUGAAUCUGGGCCUGAGUUGUUUUAAUGCAUUGCCCAGUAGUAAUGUAUUUAUACUGUAACCCUCCUGUCACACACCAUCAACAGGUGAAUGCUAAUUUAUAAGGUUUAUGAAACAUAAUUCACUAAUUUCCAGUGUAUGGUAAUAAAAACAGUGUUCAAAUCCAUCGUC